AUGAACAUCAUUAGUGCUUAUACUCCCCAAGUGAGCUGCGCAGAAGAAGAAAAGAGCUGUUUUUGGAACGAAAUAAGUGAAGUAACGCAAGAACUGGAAGAGCAGGAGAGGACUGUAGUGGGGGCAAACUUUAAUGGACAUGUCGGAAAUGAAAAGGAUGUAAUUGAACCUGUGCAUGGAGGACAUGGGAUCGGUGAGAGAACCCCAGAAGGAGAGAGUAUAGUAGACAUUGCUGUGUCCUUUGAUAUGGCAAUAGUGAACACAUUCUUCAAAAAGAGGAGGGAGCACUUGAUAACAUACAAGUGGCGGUAG
Molecule: messenger RNA, 312 nt
Organism: Macrobrachium nipponense
Lineage: Eukaryota; Metazoa; Arthropoda; Malacostraca; Decapoda; Palaemonidae
Exons: 1
Coding region: 1-312 (103 amino acids)
Biological process (GO): chromatin remodeling
Cellular component (GO): nucleus
Source: RefSeq, a predicted model, not a curated record